AUCGGGCUUCGCAUUAUCUAUAACCUACAUACAGCCUACAUGCAGCCUACAUACAACCUACAUAUAACUUACACCUGCAGGUGAUUUGCAUUAGUGGCAGUCGUAUGUCGCACCCGCCAGAAGGGUGUAAUGCCUGUAUCCGCCUAGAUGCCGAGCCGUUGGCAACCCAACCGCAUGUAGGCUGGCACCUAUCACGAUAGGGCAGCGGAAGCGUCAUAUGAGUUAAACCAAUGUCAGAUGACGAUGCGAUCUAAGUUGGCUGCAUGCGGAUUGGUGUGGGAUGUUCCAACGUGUCGUAGACGGACAGGUUAACAUACGCGGGGCUGUUCCCGUAUGACGGGUCGUCGAUAAAAUACCUAACGAUCGCCCCCCUUAGGACCCAGUUUCGAGUAAUGCUUCUCCAGGACUGGAUCGUGAUUCUUGGAUCCGAUUCGUGAUACCAUAGUCUGGGCCAUCUUUAUGCUUCCGAAAUGUCCGUGAGCUCUACAACAUUGGUAGUUACCGCGGGCCCGGAGUAUUCGAGUGUCGUAAGGAGACAAGUCACGUUGACGCAGACUAUAACGUACCCAGAUGCGACAUCUACCGCUGUCGUAACUCUCGACCGAGGCGCCACACCGACCGACACUCCGGCUCCGAGUUGGAAUGCUGGUGCCGCUUCAUCCGACGGUCUCAGUCAACAACAGAUUGGUAUUAUCAUAGGGUGUUGCCUCGGGGCUGCCGUUCUCGGGAUGAUCUUAUGGUGCUGCUGCACAAAUAGAUGUGGUUGUAGGCCUUAUAGCGUCUAUAACAACGGCGAGAACGAUAUAAUCUAUUUUUCGGAUGAUAUGGAAGAGGUUACCAUUGCCGAGCCGCAAAGGAGUUACUGGCCAGGAUUCCCUCGAUCGAUAUCCCCACCGGCUACCCCGACCUAUGUCGCAACGGAUACGGGUCCUCAGUGGACGGCGUAUGAGGCGUCGAGAAGAUAUUACCCAAGCUAUUAUGAGGGCUAAAGAACAUCGUGACUUAUCGAGGACUUCAUUAACAUCGUUAAUGUUCAACUGGUUGCCUGUCAUAAUGUUUCUACGCAAAGCAAAGGACCUACGUAUAGCUCCCAGGCGAACCCGGUUAAGUACGCGUGCUAUGGAUUUUAAACAAUUUGGACUUUGGUUUCUUGAUGGAGAAUGAUACCCCUUUUAAAGCUUUUUAAUGCUAUUGUAAACAUUCAUGGCUGUCGGAAAAGCCCAUGUAUGAACUUGGAAACAACCGCAUGUAUAGGGGCUACGAUUACAACCCUUUUCUAGACAAAUAUAUACCCACAUUCCCAAAUUUAUUUUAUACCUAUUUCUUCAGAAGCACGUUGGGGGUUUGUUUAGGCACGCCAUUCCAUUCGUAUUAAUAGUAGGGAUGGCCCUACAAUAUCAUAACCACAUAAUUUUCAUAUCGUUUACUUUCUGGGAAGACAUUCCCUACAGAGCAAAUAACUUAGCAAUGCUACGAAAAUACAGCAUGAUGGGGUUGCCGUGGCCUACUAUAUAGUAUUUUCGAUUUCUUCAUACUUAUACUCGUAUUCGCA
Molecule: messenger RNA, 1552 nt
Organism: Daldinia decipiens
Lineage: Eukaryota; Fungi; Ascomycota; Sordariomycetes; Xylariales; Hypoxylaceae
Exons: 2
Coding region: 471-989 (172 amino acids)
Source: RefSeq, a predicted model, not a curated record